Messenger RNA from Lachancea sp. 'fantastica', 1176 nucleotides. The record is from the annotation of a GenBank genome assembly. NCBI's taxonomy places the organism in Eukaryota, Fungi, Ascomycota, Saccharomycetes, Saccharomycetales, Saccharomycetaceae.
AUGGUCAGCUAUGCCGGGAAGUUGGUCCUUGCUCCUAUGGUGCGUGCAGGCGAACUUCCAACGCGGCUUUUAGCGUUAAAAUUCGGUGCAGAUCUGGUAUGGUCGCCAGAGAUCAUUGACAAAAAGCUGAUACAGUGUAAACGGAUCGAAAACAAGACUCUGGGCACCGUGGACUUCGUGGCACCUGGGAAUCAAGAGCACAAGCCACCCAGUGUGGUGUUUAGAACUUUUCCGGAAGCAGAAGCCGGAAAACUCAUUUUCCAGAUGGGAUCAUCCACCCCACAGCUUGCUGUUCAAGCUGCAAAAGUGGUUAUAAACGAUGUGGAUGGCAUAGACUUGAAUGCAGGGUGUCCCAAACACUUUUCUAUCCAUUCUGGAAUGGGUGCGGCACUCUUGCAAACGCCCGAUACGCUUUGCUCAAUUUUGACAUCACUAGUGAGAGAAGUGGGCGAACCCAACCAGAAACCUAUAAGUGUGAAGAUUCGCCUUUUGAAUGAUGAAUUACGAACGGUGGAGCUGGUCGAACGGCUGUGCAGUACCGGUAUCUCGAAUUUGACUGUGCAUUGUAGAACCACUCCUAUGCGGAAUAGAGAAACACCCAUCAGAGACUACAUACCUGCCAUUUUCAAGGUUUGCCAAGAGCAGAACGUGAGUCUUAUUAUCAACGGCGCAUUUCAGGGCAGGUCCCAUUUCACUCAAUUGCGAGGUCAAAUGGGUCUGUCGGACAAGAUUGGUGGAAUGAUUGCAACUUGUGCUGAGGCAAACCCAACCAUUUUCAGCUCGUCGCCACUAGCUUGGCAUGACGCAGUUAAAUCUUAUUUUGCCAUUGCUUCACAGUUCGAUCACAACGUGAACAACUGCAAAUACAUGCUGACCAGAAUUGUUCCUGGGAAGUCCAAGUUUUAUCAAUAUUUUACUCGUUGUAAGGCCAUGUGUGAGGUCGAGCAGGUCCUGAAACUGAUAGGCGAUGAUGGGGAGCCCUUGGGAGAUCCUACGGAUUACCUAGCCAAGCGCAGAGAACAAGAAAAGCUGGAUAAGAAAAAAGCUGCUGAUAAAAAGUCACAACUACUGCAGCAAAAUAAAGACACGCCUGUUCCUUCGGAAAAAAGCACAUUAGAGCUAAAGAGAACUCUUGAACAAGUAGAUGGUGGUGACGUGAAGAAGAUAAAAAGCUAA